Prunus mume (Japanese apricot) is the source of this 1694-nucleotide messenger RNA. RefSeq lists its product as uncharacterized. Gene Ontology annotation, cellular component: membrane. NCBI's taxonomy places the organism in Eukaryota, Viridiplantae, Streptophyta, Magnoliopsida, Rosales, Rosaceae. The record is from RefSeq and is a predicted model, not a curated record.
AGCGGGUGAAAUGUUCUCUCAGCCACAGCGAGAAGUUUCUCUCAGUCCUCUGCAUUGCUCAGCGCUCUCAGGCUCUGAGCCAUGGCUGCCCAAUCACCAUGUGGAUGGUCAUGGAACUCACCGACCCACGCCACCGCCACAGUUAAAUGCUCUUCUGACUCCUCGAGUCUCUCUUCCUUCCACUCUGCUCCACAAAAACGACCUCGUUUCACGGCUUCUUCUUCUUCUCCUUCUUCUAGUAGCUCUAAAUCUACCGCCAAGCGGGGACUGAGAAAGCCCCUGAAAUUGGAUAGUGCGAGUCCGAAUCCAAGCAAAUUAGGUAAAAGUUCAAAUGGAAAUCGAUCUGAAGACGAAAAUAGAAAAACGACCCUAAGCUUCAAGUCCUUCUUUGGGAAACGAUCUCUGUGGCGAAGGAUAUUUUUCGCCUCUAAGAAAGUUCGGAGCAUCAUUUUGCUCAACGUUAUCACCGUUGUUUAUGCCAGUAACUUCUCGGUUGUGAAAGAGGUGGAAGCGAUCAUGGACCCAGCAGCCUUUACUGUUGUUCGGUUUGCUGUGUCGGCCAUUCCAUUCAUCCCAUUUGUGUUCCGAGCACGAGGUGAUAUUCAUACCCGUAAUGCAGGGAUUGAGUUGGGUUUCUGGGUCAGUCUAGGGUAUCUCAUGCAGGCUCUUGGAUUGCUAACAUCAGAUGCCGGUCGCGCAUCAUUUAUAUCUAUGUUCACUGUAGUUAUAGUUCCAUUGCUUGAUGGUAUGUUAGGAGCAAUAGUCCCCGCUCAUACCUGGUUCGGAGCUCUCAUGUCUAUCAUAGGAGUUGCAAUGCUGGAAUCCAGCGGAUCUCCACCCAGUGUUGGAGAUUUGUUGAACUUCUUAAGCGCCGUGUUUUUUGGUGUCCAUAUGUUAAGAACUGAACACAUUUCAAGAAACACGAAAAGAGAAAAUUUCUUACCUCUGCUCGGUUAUGAGGUAUGCGUUGUUGCUAUCAUGUCAACAAUGUGGUACUGCGUUGGAUCAGGGUCCGGGGGCCUCCAAGAUUGUAACCCAUCAUUGUGGACGUGGAAGAUAUUCUGGGAGUGGAUGGUGGUGUUUCCAUGGAUACCUGCACUGUACUCGGGCAUAUUCUCAACUGGUCUAUGCUUAUGGGUAGAGAUGGCCGCAAUGCGUGAUGUAUCAGCCACAGAAACAGCAAUAAUUUAUGGCUUGGAGCCAGUCUGGGGUGCUGGUUUUGCUUGGUUUCUCCUUGGGGAAAGGUGGGGCACUACUGGUUGGAUUGGGGCUGCACUGGUGCUAGGUGGAAGCUUAACAGUACAGAUCUUUGGAUCGACAUCUCCUGCAAAGUCUUACAAAGAGGGAAAGGACAGUAAGAAACUCGAUUACCCGGUGGUUUCGGAUAAACACAAUCGCCUUUCUGCCUCUCCAGUUACUGUUAGUUCCAGAAAGGAUAUUCCUGAUAUGCUAAAUAAGUGAGGAGCAAGAUCCCAUGUGUUCCAAAGAUAAUUCUGUAUAAUCCAUUUUACUUCUCCUUGUAAUUAUUUAAUUGUUAACUGGAUCUCAAUUUUGGACAGCUGAUGGGUGGAUGGUUGAGGGCUCUCAGUCUCAGCCUUAUAUGUAUAUACAUAUGCUGAUUUGCUGAUAUGCACAAUUACAGAUUACUUCAUACAUUAUUUAAGGAAUGGCAAAAUAUGGUGCUUCUUCGAAAC